Messenger RNA from Vicugna pacos (alpaca), 2167 nucleotides. It is a transcript of the gene FBXO7, whose product is annotated as F-box protein 7. The record is from RefSeq and is a predicted model, not a curated record. NCBI's taxonomy places the organism in Eukaryota, Metazoa, Chordata, Mammalia, Artiodactyla, Camelidae. Gene Ontology annotation, molecular function: protein kinase binding. Gene Ontology annotation, biological process: positive regulation of autophagy of mitochondrion.
UGCAUGCCGAGUCAUCGAUCGCGAGUUCCCGAGCGGCCUGGCUCCGCGCAGGUCGCCAGCCGCCCGCUCGCGGGGUGGGCUCUAGGGGGGCGCCCUCAAAAGAGGGGCGGAGCGCUCAUGUUCCAGAGACCGGCAGGCAGGGCGGCUGCCGCGGCGAGGCCUGGUCCGUUACUCCGCAGCAUCCCCAUAGCUCCGGUAGUCGCAGUUCCGGGGCCGCCGCCGCUUGAGCGGGAGCUGCCCGACUGCUCCGUCGUCACCGUCGCCGCCUCGGGGUCCGGGCCACUGGAGCCUCUUGCCGCCGCCAUGAAGCUGCGGGUCCGGCUUCAGAAGCGGACCUGGCCUCUGGAGGUGCCAGGAGCGGAGCCGACGCUGGGGCAGCUGCGCGCGUACCUGAGCCAGGCCCUGCUGCCCACCUGGGGGUACAGUUCUGAUACCCGGUUUGCAAUUACAUUGAACAACAAGGAUGCCCUCACUGGAGAUGAAGAGACCUUGGCUUCAUAUGGGAUUGUUUCUGGGGACUUGAUAUGUUUGGUUCUUGAAGAUGCCAUUCCAGCACCUAACUUACCUUCAUCCACAGAUUCAGAGCAUUCCUCACUCCAGAAUAAUGACCAACCCUCUUUGGCCGCCAGCUCCAGUCAAUCCAGCAUACAGGAUGAACAACUGAGUGAUUCAUUCCAAGGACAGGCAGCCAAAUCUGAUGUCUGCAAUGAUGACAGUAUGUCAGGGCCCAGUCAGAAUUUUGAAGCUGAGUCAAUUCAAGAUGUUGUGGAUAUGGAAGAGGGCACAGGUUUCUAUCCCUCAGAACCAAUGCUCUGCAGCGAAGCGGUGGAAGGGCAAGUGCCACAUUCAUUAGAGACUCUGUAUCAGUCAGCUGACUGCUCCAACCCCAGUGAUGCCCUGAUAGUAUCGAUACACCUUCUCAUGUUGGAGUCGGGUUACAUACCUCAGGGGACUGAAGCCAAAGCUGUGUCCAUGCCGGAGAACUGGAGGUCGGGGGGCGUGUAUAAGCUGCAGUACACACAUCCUCUCUGUGAGGGCGGCUCUGCUGCUCUCACCUGUGUGCCUUUGGGAAAUCUCAUCGUCAUAAAUGCUACACUAAAAAUCAACAAUGAGAUUAGAAGUGUGAAAAGACUGCAGCUGCUGCCAGAAUCUUUUAUUUGCAAAGAGGAAUCAGGGGAAAAUGCAGCCAAGAUAUACAAAGAUCUUCAGAAGCUCUCUCGCCUCUUCAAAGACCAGCUGGUGUAUCCUCUUCUGGCUUUUACCCGACAAGCACUGAACCUACCAGAUGUAUUUGGGUUGGUAGUCCUCCCACUGGAGCUGAAACUAAGGAUCUUCCGACUUUUGGAUGUUCGUUCUGUCCUUUCUUUGUCUGCAGUUUGUCACGAUCUCUUCAUUGCCUCAAAUGACCAACUUCUGUGGAGGUGUUUAUAUCUGCGGGAUUUUCGAGAUGGUACCGUCAGAGGUCGAGACACAGACUGGAAAGAACUGUACAGGAAGAGGCACAAACAAAGAAAAGAAGCUCAGAGAGGGCGGCAUGUGAUGUUCCUGCCAUCGUCACCCCACCCCAUUCCAUUCUAUCCCAAUCCAUUGCACCCCAGGCCUUUUCCUCCUAGUUCUCUCCUUCCUCCAGGAAUUAUUGGUGGUGAAUAUGAUGAAAGACUAACACUUCCCUAUGUUGGGGACCCAAUCAAUUCACUCAUCCCUGGGCCUGGGGAGACACCCAGCCAGUUCCCUCCACUCAGACCACGUUUUGAUCCAAUUGGCCCACUUCCAGGACCUAAUCCCAUCUUGCCAGGGCGAGGUGGCCCCAGUGACAGAUUUCCCUUAAGACCCAGCAGGGGUCGGCCAACUGACAACCGGCUGCCAUUCAUGUGACUGAUUUGUAAUCUCACUCUGGAGCUUGUUCUGGUUUUUAAAAAAACUACAGGUGUCAUCUUGUUGGGGUGUUGAUCUCUAGUGUUUUCUGAUUGUGGUGGUGAGAAAUGCACUCACAGAAGCCUUUUGGUAGAUAUAUUUAAAGCUCCAGGGGUGACAUGGCCCAAAGGGCAUGACAGGGUUGGCCUUGGGAAUAACAGGUUACUGUCAUCUCUCUUCUGAACCUUCUAGAAUGAAGGUUGUUCACUGAUAGUGUUCUAUACCAGAAUAAAAAAAAAUUAAGUGUAAAUUA